AAUCCAAGAAGAUUUGCUGAACAUGAGGCACUGUGUGGCGAUGCUGGCGGUCGGAGUGGCCCUCCUGGGUGCUACCGCUGCCCAGGAGCAGUACAAGGGCUACUUCCAAUACCUGAACGUGAAGGCGCCUAAGGAGUAUGAGCACGGCUACAAGCGCGGCAACGAGUACCACAACCGCGACCACUACCAGCAGAACAAGGACCACCGCUUCAGGGCCAAGGUCGGCUGGAACGAUAAGUCGGGAGGAAGCGGAGAGCAUUACUUCGAGUACAACCACGCACCCAAGCAAGCCGAAUAUAAGGAGCCGGCUCCGUACGCUCCGGAGCCGGCCCCGUACGCGCCGGAGCCGGCCCCGUACGCUCCGGAGCCGGCCCCGUACGCUCCGGAGCCGGCCCCGUAUGUGCCCGUUUACGAGUGAUUGACAGACUGGAUGAGCAAACGAGAACCGUACAAGGGAAUAGCUAGUCGAUGGCAGCAAAUACCAGGCGCUUUCAUUUGUUAUUUGUUACAGCUUCGCACAUCGAAGCUGCACCUGAGUGAUCCGCUUGUUUAUUGUACUCGUAUGUUGGCAGUCGAAUACAUCUAGGUACUUUUUCGAAUGGGAAUACUUCUUGCCUGUGCAUUGUGCAGUACCUACACAUUACAGUAAGUGCUGCAUGUGCAUUGUGCAUUGUGCAAUGUCCAUCUUCGGAAGUACGACUGGAUCUUUUUUUUAUAAAUUUA
Amphibalanus amphitrite is the source of this 723-nucleotide messenger RNA. RefSeq lists its product as uncharacterized. The coding region runs from base 23 to 418 and encodes 131 amino acids. The record is from RefSeq and is a predicted model, not a curated record. The transcript is spliced from 3 exons. Lineage: Eukaryota; Metazoa; Arthropoda; Thecostraca; Balanomorpha; Balanidae.